Molecule: messenger RNA, 414 nt
Organism: Peniophora sp. CBMAI 1063
Lineage: Eukaryota; Fungi; Basidiomycota; Agaricomycetes; Russulales; Peniophoraceae
Source: the annotation of a GenBank genome assembly
AUGGCUGGCGUUCUUUCCGCCAUCGGUGCUCUGCCCGUGAGCAAGCAUCUGUACAUGAAGCUGUGGGGCCGUAAGAGUGAGUCUGAGCACAACCCGCCGCAAGCGCUGGCUGCUAUGGAAGAGUCCAUCACCCUCAGGCUGAUGGGAGAGAUUGAGCGGGUGGAGGACCUACUUCAGACACUGGCCGGAGCCCAAGAAAGAACUCAAGCAUUGCGGACUUGGAUCAUCAUCAACGGCUUUACAAUCACGGAGAAUACAGUCCACUCGCUCAGCAAGAUGGCGUCCCAUGGAGGCAACUGCAUCUCCCUGUUCGUCAUUGGUCCAGCCAACGAAGGGCUUAGAAAAACAUUGGCCGGACGGCACUGCCUUGACAUACAGUAUGUGAAGGAGUUGGAAAUGUACAUUGUACUUUAG